Hemicordylus capensis (graceful crag lizard) is the source of this 2943-nucleotide messenger RNA. It is a transcript of the gene FERRY3, whose product is annotated as chromosome 5 C12orf4 homolog. The coding region runs from base 298 to 1965 and encodes 555 amino acids. The record is from RefSeq and is a predicted model, not a curated record. The transcript has 14 exons. Gene Ontology annotation, cellular component: cytoplasm. Lineage: Eukaryota; Metazoa; Chordata; Lepidosauria; Squamata; Cordylidae. Gene Ontology annotation, biological process: regulation of mast cell degranulation.
UGAGGAGGAGCAGGAAACACUGCUGCUGGCGUAUUAUUCAACCGGAUAUGGAGGCCGUCUUAGCGCCCCGAACCCGCUACCGGGUUUCAGUCGCAUGCGCAUUUCUCUGGCUAGUUGUGGAUCGGGUGGGGCGUUUUUAGGCGUUUCUGCUGCCGGAAGUGGUUGUGGAAUAGCCCCGGGAACGAAGCUCUGGUGGGAGGAGGAAGAGAAGGCAAGGAAAGAAGGAUGUGGGGGUACUCGUUGUCAUUCAUAUCAUUUUGACUAGCAGACGUGUUUCUGAUAUUUGGGUCGUGCGUAAUGCAGAAAGCCUUUAAAAUGAAGAGUGAGCAAGGAAAUAUCUGCAGUAAGGAGAGAGAAUUUUUAUUUGAAUUCAGUGCUGGAAAUCAACAUUUUGUGCUUACGGUCCCACUGAAAUUCCCAGUGCAAGAAAAUGCAAGCCAUUUGCAUGGGCGUCUCAUGCUCCUUCACAGCUUGCCAUGCUUCGUAGAAAAUGAUCUGAAGGAUUCACUCAAUAAAUUCAUUGAAGAGGAAUCGAUAAAAUAUUAUGAUAGAGAAGCGGAAGCAGCUCUAGAAGCUGUAAAGUCUGGCAAAGUGGAUUUGAACCAGCUGGCAAAUGCUUGGUCCAAAACCUAUACUGAGGCAACAUUGGAGCAUGCAAGACCUGAAGACCCCAGCUGGGAUGAAGACUUUGCAGAUGUCUAUCAUGACCUAAUCCAUUCUCCUGCUUCUGAAACCCUCUUAAAUCUGGAGCACAAUUAUUUUGUUAGCAUUUCAGAAUUAAUAAGUGAAAGAGAUGUGGAACUGAAAAAAUUACGAGAGAGGCAAGGUGUUGAAAUGGAUACAGUGAUGCAAAAAUUGGGAAUGUCAUUAACAGAUCAAGAUGUAAACAUGCUGGCAGCUCGACACUUUGAAUCUCAGCAGGUGUUGGAGAACAAGUGGAACAGUGAACUGAAACAAACUACAGCAAUCCAGAAGCAAGAGUAUCAGGAAUGGGUGAUAAAACUUCAUGAAGACCUAAAAAAUCCCAACAGCACUAUUAGUGAUGAAAUAAAAGUGCAACCUAAUCAAUGGAGGGAAUCUGUAGAAGGAAAUGGAAGACUUUUUGAAGAUCAAAGACAAUUGGAAGAAAGUUUCACUAUUCACUUGGGAGCACAACUGAAAACCAUGCAUAACCUGAGAUUACUAAGGGCAGAUAUGCUGGACUUCUGCAAACACAAACGCAGUCAUCGCAGCGGAGUCAAACUCCACAGGCUUCAAACUGCGCUGUCACUUUAUUCAACUUCUCUUUGUGGCCUUGUCUUGUUAGUGGAUAAUCGUAUCAGCUCAUACAGUGGGAUCAAAAGAGACUUUGCAACAGUUUGCCAGGAGUGCACAGACUUCCACUUCCCUGGGAUUCAAGAGCAGCUUGAAGUUGUUCAGCAGGUUGUACUUUAUGCCAGAGCGCAGCAGAGCAGUAAGUCCAAGAGGAUGCAUGCGAACAGAAGUUGUGGGAGUGAAGACAAGUCUAAGAAUAUGGAACAAAACCCAUCAAAUAUUUUGCCUGGAGAAUUCUAUAUCACUCGCCAUUCAAAUCUCUCUGAAAUUCAUGUUACUUUUCACCUCUGUGUGGAUGAUAGUGUGAGGUCAGGCAAUAUUACUGCCCGGGAUCCUGCAAUCAUGGGCCUCCGAAAUAUCCUCAAAGUGUGUUGCACGCAUGACAUUACUACAGUUAGUAUUCCUCUUCUACUGGUACAUGAUAUGUCUGAGGAAAUGACUAUAUCUUGGUGUUUGAAAAGGGCAGAGCUUGUUUUUAAGUGUGUCAAAGGAUUCAUGAUGGAAAUGGCUUCUUGGGAUGGAGGGAUUUCUCGGACUGUACAGUUCCUAGUACCCCAGAGUAUUUCUGAAGAAAUGUUUUACCAGCUGAGUAGUAUGCUGCCACAGAUUUUCCGGGUCUCCUCUACAUUGACUCUGACAUCCAAGCAUUGAGCGCUCCCCAGUAUUCUGAAGAGAAACUAUAGGAAAACAACAGGAUUUGUUUUAAUAAACAGAACACCUCUUCAUUAAUGAUAAUCUGAGUGUGAUUAUCAGGCAGGUUUCUAGCAAAGGCUAGGAUCUCAAGACAUUUUUGCAAUGUGCAAAGCACUUUUCAUGAGAGGGAGCGGGUGGUUGAUUAGCUCCUCCCCUUUCUGGCUGCAGGCCUUCCUGCCUCAUUGAAUGCUGUUCUGGAGGAUUCCUCAAGCCUCAGAAGCAGAUUUUGACAUGGUGACACAAGGGAUUGUGGCAGAAAAACAUGGGGGCUGAAAAGCCCAGUGCUUGCAUGGAAUACCAUGAUGUAGCCCAAAAUAAUGUUCAGAAGUAUCAUUGUCAAUAAGAAAAACCAGUUAUUUAUAGAUAGAUGAAUCUGUUGACACACACACAAAUUCUAAUGGCAUUUUGUACCUUGUGACACACAAUGUUUGGUGGCAUGCGAAAUACAUGCACUCUGCUCCCAUUCCACAUUGGCUCCCACUAGUGGGGACUGGGGGAGAUGCAUAAUGUCCUGCCAUCAGAACAUGGAGAUGUUGUGCUAAACUUUAGGGAGAAGGAGACUACUUAGCGUGCCACUAGUGUUCUUUGUUUGCAGCUGUGUGCCUGUGACAACAUCUGGUUCUGGUUCUAUUGAGAACAAUGCACCUUAUGUCCAAGUAAAUAAGAUUGAAGUGCCAACAUAAUAGUGAGAUACUUUGGUAUUCCUGGCUUAUUGGACUUGCUCUGCAAUGUUUACAGAAAAUUGAAAUAUGAUAAGCAAACUUCUGUGAAUUAGGAAAUAUAUAAGACAGACAGUGAAAAACCAUCAAAGAAUAAGAGGCUCUUGUCCCUGCAGUUACCAAAUGAAAAAUCCAACUGUCACUAUCCUGGAUUUGUGUCUCUAAUUAACUUGCUGUGUUGUACAAAUUAUUCAGUAAAACAAGUUUUGUGACCCAG